AUGGGGAUGGUGGUGUGGCUUUUUGCCGCUGGACUCUAUCGGGGCUUUGGAUGGGUGUGGAGUGAGGACUUCUCCCCGUUGCGGGUGAGACGCGCGGCUGCAGCUGUUUUGCUGCCUCGGCUUUUACUCACCUGCACCACACAAGUAAACGCUGCUCCCUCUUUGGGUUACGGUGUUUCUCUCUUUCUCUGUCUCUCUCUCUCUCUCUCUCUAUUUUGUCCUAGUGGAUUGUGCGCGUGCUCUCGGCGGCAACGUUCCACCGCUGGGGUCGUGAGGAGGCUUUGGGCAGCGGGCGCACAGCGAGGCGAGCGUCGAACAUUCCCGCAGGGGAGGCAGCGGCUCGCCAAAGGUGGUGCACCACUGCGUGUAUGCGUCGCGGCUUCAGGGCCCCGCUGCCGUAGUACCAUUAUCUUCCCCUGA
Messenger RNA from Trypanosoma grayi, 420 nucleotides. RefSeq lists its product as hypothetical. Bases 1 to 420 code for a protein of 139 amino acids. The transcript has a single exon. NCBI's taxonomy places the organism in Eukaryota, Euglenozoa, Kinetoplastea, Trypanosomatida, Trypanosomatidae. The record is from RefSeq and is a predicted model, not a curated record.